UUAUAAUUGCCGGUUGUUUUUCAAGUUGUGUGUGUGUUGUUGCUGGCUGGGUAUAAAAGCCAAUGGAGUUAACUGCAAGCACGCAAUAAUGAGCGGCGAGUACACGGCUGAGUUUAGCGCUGCUGAGCAGGCGCUAAUCGAUAAAGAAUUUUCUAGACUCGCUGAUACUACAUACCUCGAUCAUGCGGGCACAACACUCUACGCGGAGAGUCAAGUGGCAGCUGCCGCACAGCAGUUGCAACGCGAUGUAAUAUGUAAUCCACACACCUGUCGCUCCACCGGCGACUUUGUGGAUCAGGUGCGCUACAAAAUACUGGAAUUCUUUAACACAACUGCCGAGGAUUAUCAUGUGGUGUUCACGGCAAAUGCAACGGCUGCACUGCGUCUGGUUGCCGAGCAUUUUGAUUUCGGCAGCGAGGGAAACUUUCACUAUUGCCGCGAGAAUCACACAUCGGUGCUGGGCAUGCGACAGCUGGUGCAAGCCAAAGGCAUCUAUAUGCUCACCCAGGAGGAGCUGCUGCUGCUGAACGAUGUGGCGCAGGAGGCGACAGCAAAUGAAACGACGUCGGGCAAUUCACUGGUCGUGUUCUCUGGCCAGUGCAACUUCAGUGGCAACAAGUUGCCAUUGACCAUCAUUGAUCAGUUGCACAAACACGGCCUGCAACAGCCGGGCAAAUGUGUGUGGCGCAAACAAGUGGCUGAAGAGUCACCCACGAAAGCAAAUCAGCAGCACUAUGUGCUGUUGGAUGCCGCCUCCUUGGCAGCCAGCAGUCCAUUGGAUCUGCAACGGCAUCGUGCGGACUAUGUGUGCGUCAGUUUCUACAAGCUCUUUGGCUAUCCCACCGGCGUGGGAGCGCUGCUCGUUAGUCGACGUGGUGCGGAGGUGUUGCAGAAGCGUUUCUAUGGCGGCGGCACCAUCAACUAUGCGUAUCCGCACAGCAUGGAUCAUCAGUUGCGUGACGUGUUCCACGAACGCUUCGAGGAUGGCACACUGCCAUUCCUGUCGAUUGUCGAACUGUUGCAGGGCUUUCGUACGCUCGAGCGUUUGGUGCCCGGUGGCAACACAAUGGAGCGCAUCUCGCGGCAUGUGCACGGCCUGGCACGCUAUUGUGCCGAGCAACUGCGGCAGCUGCAACACGCAAAUGGAGCGCCACUGAUACGGCUGUAUAACAAUGCUGGCUACGAGCAACGUGCCACACAGGGCGGCAUUGUGACGUUCAAUGUGCUGACCGAGACGGGUGACUAUGUGGGAUUCGGUGAGGUGGCGUGUGUGGCAUCAUUGCAUCGCAUACUGUUGCGCACCGGUUGCUUUUGCAACAUCGGCGCCUGUCAGCGCUAUUUGCAGCUCAGCGACGACACAAUGGAUGCGAUCUAUAAGCGUGCCGGACGCGUUUGUGGCGACUACUAUGAUCUGUUAAAUGGCCAGCCAACGGGUGCGGUGCGUGUCUCAUUUGGUUACAUGUCGCGACUGGAGGAUGUCGAACGGCUGCUGGAAAUGCUGCGCAACAGCUAUGUGACUUCAAAGCGACAGCAACGCGUCGAGUUCAUUGUGAAUCAAGUGGCACAGUUGCCGAAACCGUUGCAACAACGCGCCCAGCAUUUGCGACCACGUCUCCAACAACUGGCCAUCUAUCCGAUCAAAUCGUGCGCAGCGUUUAAGAUCACAAAUACAGGGGAAAGUUGGCCAUUGACCGAGCAGGGAUUGCAGUAUGAUCGCGAAUGGAUGAUUGUCGAUAUGAGUGGCAUGGCAUUGACCCAGAAACGUUGCACACAUCUCUGUCUGUUGCAGCCACGCAUCGUGCACGAUCAACUGCAAUUGCAUUUCGAUAGUGGAUCGUCCUUUGCCUCGGUGCCACUGUCGCUUAGCGCUCAGGCGGAGAACACGGCGCGGUGUCGCAGCAAAGUUUGCCGCCAGCCCAUCGAGGGUUACGACUGUGGUGACGAGGUGGCCAAUUGGCUGAGCGAUCAACUGGGCAUCGAUGGAUUGCGUCUGUUGCGUCAAUCGGGACAGCGCAGCAGUGCAGCCAACGGCAAGCAGCAGAAGCAACAGCUAAGUCUCGUCAAUCAGGCGCAAUUUCUGCUUGUGAAUCGAGCUUCGGUGCGUUCCCUGGACUUCGAGGAGCCGCUGGACGAGACCGUUGAUCGUUUUCGUGGCAACAUCAUCGUCGAGACGGACGUUCCCUUCGAGGAGUUGUCCUACACGCAGUUGCGCAUCGGCGAUGUGCACUUCCAUGUGGAUGGACCCUGUCAGCGUUGCGAUAUGAUCUGCAUUAAUCAACGCACCGGCGAACGUUCGCCGGAGACGCUCACAACAAUCGCUCGCAUGCAGAGCGGCAAAAUGCGAUUUGGCAUUUACAUUUCACAAGUGCAAAGCGAUGCCACUGACGAUCCACACGAUGAACAGCAGCAGCAGAAGCAGCUCCACUUGACAUGUGGCGAUGUCAUUGUAAUCGAUUAAUCAUAUAGUACAUAUAUAGCACGAUACGUUAUACAUAUCAAUAUCAAUAUCACGUUACAUUCCACACACGAUUUGUUUAGUUAAGUUUCAAUUAAAACGGUGUACCUGCUACAGCUUGCCACAACUA
Molecule: messenger RNA, 2585 nt
Organism: Drosophila sulfurigaster albostrigata
Lineage: Eukaryota; Metazoa; Arthropoda; Insecta; Diptera; Drosophilidae
Gene: mal
Product: molybdenum cofactor sulfurase
Exons: 3
Coding region: 89-2458 (789 amino acids)
Biological process (GO): Mo-molybdopterin cofactor biosynthetic process
Molecular function (GO): pyridoxal phosphate binding; molybdenum cofactor sulfurtransferase activity; molybdenum ion binding
Source: RefSeq, a predicted model, not a curated record